AUGACUGCACUUUUCAAUGGAUCAAAAGAAAAUAGAAAAUUACAUAUUAAAAGAACACGCUCCCACCUGGGUCUUCCCCAGAACCCGGACAACCCUCAGACAGACCAGGACAACCCGAACCAGGAUCAUGCCUCAGGACCUCUUUUCACACAUGUGAACCCGGAAGAGAACCAAACAAUCAACCCCAAUGAUGCACGAGUCACGAUCGAAGCAAACCAGUACAAGUACACCGAUGUCCCGGUCACCACCCUCCACCUGUCCCAACUCACCAAUGUAGAGUUGGCUGAAGCCAUCCGGCAGUACCAUGAUCGCCGGGAAAGCAACCGCAGACUUGAGGACAUCGGCGAAUCCGAGGACUCCGGGAACAGCCGUCAAUCCCGGGGUUCCGUCUUCGACCGGAUCGGAGACAAAGCCAAGAAAAAGAAACAGAAGGAUAGUGAGGAAACCCGGCUAAGAAUCUUAGCUGAAAGAAAAGAACAGAUCCGAAAAGAGGAAGAGGAAAAACUUGAACAAAAAAUUGCCAUCCGGAUGCAACUCGAAGAAGAGAAAUUGAUAAAAGGAUCCCGGUCCAAGCGCUACCGGAAGGAAACAACACCCGAGCUCAUCUCUGAUGACGAGGAUGAGAGACCGGGGCAAACCAACCUCAGAGACAUGAUCAAUGAACUCAACCGGAAAAUCGGAAAUGAUGCCGGGCUUGAAAUUGGGGGAACCCUAACUCCCUUCAGCCACUCCUUGGAAUCCAUACCCCGACAAAAGGGCAUGAAACACUACAACUUUGAAUCCUUCAAUGGACUGGGAGACCCGGAAGAACACCUGCACUACUUCGAACAGAUAGCCCAGAUCUACUACUACAAUGAUCUGACCAAGUGCCGUUUCUUCGCUUCCACAUUCAAGGGAGGGGCACAGAGAUGGUUCAGCCGGAUCCCCUCCCGGAGCAUCGGGUCCUGGAGAGAUUUCAGGGAAGCCUUCCUCAGAAGGUUUCGAGCAAACAAGACACACGAACUCCAUAUGUGUCACCUGGAAACGGUUCGCCAAUAUGACAAUGAGGCACUCUCGGACUACAUGAAACGUUUCCAGGAAGCAAUCAACAAAAUUUCCAACCUGGAUGAGCGUGAGGCUCUGAGCAUAUUCCGGAGGAACCUGGACCCGGAACAAAAUGAGAGAUACGUGGUCGAAUUGAUCAACAAAGAGCCCCAAAGCCUGGCAGCUGCCUAUGCCAUGGCCGCAAAAUUCAUUAAGGAGACCGAUGUACUCCAAGCAAUGAGGAUGACCCGACAGGGCAGUUCGAAAGGAAAACAAGUCGAAGAUAGACCCCGGAAAGAAUAUCACCAGGACAAAAAAUUCAAACCCGACAGACAGACAAACUUCAUCCAGCAAUCAGGUUCCAAGAGGACCAGCCAACAGGGAUCCGGGUCCAGGAGUGACCCCGGUCCAAACAAAGCAACCAGGGAACCAAAACCAGAGCCCGAAUGGACCCCCCUAAACAGAUCCCGAGAGGACAUACUCAAAGAAAUCAGAGACAAACCCUUCUACUACCCACCAAAACCUAUGCAGACUCCUCCAGAGAGCAGACCUGCUAACAGACAUUGUGACUAUCAUGGCACCCACGGUCACAAAACAGAAAACUGCAUAUCCCUCAAAUAUUUCAUUGAAGAGCAAAUCAGCAAAGGCAACAUGGGGCAAUACAUAGCCCGGAACACAGCAAACAAGGGAGAGGGAUCGGGGAAACAAAAGAACAUUGUCAACGUGGUACUGGGCGGAUCCUGUUCCCCUCCCCCCAGCCCGGACUCCUGUCAAGAAGUCAUGUCCAUCCAGGCCUUCCCUGAACAAGUCAUUUCCUUCAGCAGCAAGGACUUCGAGGGUGUUACCCGGGGUCACAAUCAAGCCUUAGUGGUAACCCUUGACAUGGCCGAAAAUGAAGUGAGGAGGAUCCUGGUAGACAACGGCUCUUCAGCCAACAUUCUGUUCAAACACACCAUGGAUCGGAUGGAACUAGGAAGCAUCCGGAUGAACGACUACAGGGAGGAUCCUUUAUAUGGAUUCGGGAACAGCAUUGUCCCGGUCCUUGGCACACUUUAUCUCCCGGUCCGAUUCGGAACUCUCCCGAACCAAGUCACCCACACCAUCAAAUUCUAUGUGACGGAUACACCCUCCCCUUACAACGUGAUCAUCGGCCGCCCAGGUUUGAACAAGAUCGAAGCUAUUACUUCCAUCCCGCACCUAAAGUUCAAAUUCCCAACCCCGUUCGGGGUAGGAGAAGUCAGAGGAGAUUCGGCAACAGCCGGGGUGUGUUACAGCCAAGCCUUAGUCAUGGCGGAAACACACUUGGACAACAAAAGAAAGACAACGGUCUUCCAAAAGCAGAAAAGCAACAAGAAGCAUCGGCCUUACCAGAAAGCAAACCCCAAAGGUGAAGUCCAGGUCAUCGACCUAGACCCGGGCAGUCAAAGCCUGGGAGCAGCCAAUCCUGGUCCUGGACAAAGCAACCAGAAAGCAAACAUGAGCUCAGCGCAAGAUUUUGUGGAAAAGAACACUGACGCCCGGAUCCAGCAAAUGAUCUCGGCGCAAGAACUAACCAAGGUCGAAGCCGCGGUCGAGACCGAGUCGGUCCUGAUCGAAAAAGACAGCCCGACAAGGAAAGUUAAAAUUGGAAAAGGCCUGGAUACUGUUUUUAAGGAGGAACUCAUCCAACUACUCCGGAGCUAUGCAGAUGUUUUUGCCUGGAGCCCGGACGACAUGCCCGGGUUGGAUGAGUCACUAGCAAUACACAGCCUUGACGUCGAUCCCAAGAAAAAGCCUGUUAAACAAAAACGAAGAAAUUUCGCCCCGGAGAGGCAGAGGGCAAUAGAUGAGGAAGUGGGCAAAUUAAUGAAGGCGGAUAUCAUAUGUGAGAUCAAAUACCCGGAAUGGCUCUCCAACGUAGUCAUGGUUAAGAAAGCAAACGGCAAAUGGAGAAUGUGCGUCGACUACACAGAUCUGAACGCAGCGUGCCCCAAGGACCCUUAUCCUCUGCCAAGCAUUGAUCAGCUGAUUGAUGCUACAUCAGGACACCUGAUGUUAAGCUUUAUGGACGCCUUCUCCGGGUACAACCAGGUUAAGAUGAACCCAGCAGACAUAGCCAAAACAGCUUUCAUAACCCAUCGGGCAGUCUAUGCCUACAAACUUAUGCCUUUCGGGUUAAGAAACGCCGGGUCCACAUACCAGAAAGCAAUGAAUGAAAUUUUCAAAGAUCAACUUGGAAGAAAUUUGGAAUGCUACGUCGACGACAUCAUCUCCAAAUCCACAUCAGUCCCGGGGCACAUUUCAGAUCUCAAAGAAUGUUUUGAGAACAUGAGAAGGACUAAGCUAAAGCUCAACCCAGACAAGUGUACCUUUGGAGUAGAAGCUGGAAAAUUUUUGGGUUUUAUGGUAAGCAACCGGGGUAUCGAAGCCAACCCGGAGAAGAUCAAAGCUGUGCAAGAGAUGCAACCACCUCGGACUCAGAGGGAGGUCCAAAAGCUAGCAGGGUCCUUAGCGGCACUCCGAAGGUUUGUCUCCAAACUUGCUGAAAGAUGUCUACCAUUCUUUGAAUUGCUAAAAGGGGCAAAAAAUCAGAAAUUAGUAGAAUGGAACCCGGACUGCCAAAGAGCCCUUGAUGAAAUCAAAGCUUAUCUGUCCAAACCCCCAAUCCUGACAAAAGCCUUACCCGGAGAACCUCUCUACCUAUACCUGUCUGCCGGUCCCUUGGCCGUCGGGGCAGCCUUGAUCCGGGAGGAAGCCGGGCAACAGAAGCCCGUCUACUAUGUUAGCCAAGUCUUGAAGGAUGCGGAGACCAGAUAUCCCAACUUAGAAAAAUUCGCAUUUGCACUAAUCACCGCAUCCAGGAAACUCAGGCACUACUUUCAAGGAAGAGAAAUCAGGAUUGUCACAGACCAACCUUUGAGGAAAAUCAUUCACAAACCUGACAUCUCCGGGAGACUGGUGAACUGGGCAAUCGAACUUAGCCAGUUCAGCCUAACAUUCCUACCCCGGACAGCAGUCAAAGCCCAGGUCCUGGCAGAUUUCGUGGUAGAAUGCAACUUCCCAGAAAACCAGACAACUCCUAUGGAAACUGAACCGGAAGCCCCGGAAAAGCCUAACCCGGAGUCUUGGAUACUCCACGUUGAUGGAUCCUCAACAACCGAAAGGUCAGGAGCCGGACUCAUCCUAAAGAGCCCGGAUGGAUUCACCAUUAAAACAGCAAUCUCUUUCAACUUUGCAGCAACCAACAAUCAAGCAGAGUAUGAAGCCCUGUUAGCAGGAUUAAGGUUGGUCCGGACCCUGUCAAUCCGGAACCUCACCAUCUACAGUGACUCCCAGAUUGUAGUCAGACAAACUAACGGAGAGUAUCUCGCCAAAGACCCGAUCCUGACAAAGUAUCAAGCCCUGGUAAAAAGUUACCUUACCCUGAUCCCCGGGUACAAAAUUCUACAAAUCAACAGAGAAGAAAAUUCGGAAGCAGAUAACCUCUCCAGACUUGUCCAGAACUCAGCUGACUUGGAAAGCUCGGUUUAUUUUGAAGAGCUGCAUAAACCAACAAUCGAGCACGAAGAAGUUUUUGAAAUCAAUGACAACCCUACCUGGAUGACUCCCGUGAUCAACUACAUAGAGAAGGGAGAGCUACCCGAAGACAAAGGAAAAGCCCAAAGACUGAAAGCUAAGGCGGCCAAGUUUUUCGUAGAAAACGGGAUCCUAUUCCGUAGAACUUACUCAGCCCCGAUCCUAAAAUGCAUCGGCCCGGAAGAAUCUGAGUACUGCUUGAGGGAAGUCCACGAAGGGAUCUGUGGAGAUCACAUGUCGGCAAAAGGCCUGGCAUAUAAAAUCAUCCGGCAAGGCUACUACUGGCCAACUAUACACCAAGAUGCUAUGGAAUUUGUGAAAAGAUGCAAGAACUGUCAGUUGUUCAGCAACGUGCCCUGGGUAAGCCCUGUCCUACCUUACUCAGUUUUAUCCCCGAUCCCCUUUGCUGUAUGGGGAAUAGACAUCAUGGGACCCUUUCCCCGGGCUAAAGGAGACCUCAGAUACUUGCUAGUCUCCAUCGACUAUAUGACCAAGUGGGUCGAAGCUAAAGCAAUGCGGACAAUCAAUCAGCAAGAUGUCAUCCGAUUCAUGGAUAACAUUCUGAUGAGAUUCGGGCUACCAAGGGUCCUGGUCUCAGACAACGGACCCCAGUUCAUAGGUUCGGACUUCGAAAGCUACCUGGCUGAAAGAGGCAUCAAGCACAAGAAGUCUUCAGUCGCCUACCCUCAAGGGAAUGGCCAGGUCGAGGUUACCAACCGGAUCCUUCUAAGAGGAAUUGAGAAGAGGUUGGAAGAAAGCAAGAGCAAGUGGCCAGAAGAACUACCACAUGUUCUCUGGUCAUACCGAACCAGUCCCCGGACAAGCACCGGAGAAACCCCAUUCAAGUUAGCUUAUGGAACCGAGGCAAUGCUCCCAAUCGAGGUCGGGUCACCCUCCCACAGAACAAUCAACUUUGAUGAAAUUGCGAACGAGGAGGGGCUCCGGGUCAACCUGGACUUGGUAGAUGAAGUACGAGAUCAGGCAAUUGCACGAAUGGAAAAAUACAAGGAAAGGACCCGGGAUCAUUUCAGCAAAAAGUCCCGGGUUAGAAAUUUUCAAGCAGGAGACCUGGUCCUACGGGACACCGAAGCCUCUGAUCCAACCAACACUGGCAAGUUGAUGCCUAAGUGGGAAGGCCCAUACAAGGUGAAAGAAGUCCUAAGACCGGGCACCUACAAAUUAGAGCAUAUGGACGGGUCUGAAGUGUCUAACACCUGGCACGGACUCAGGUUAAGGAAAUUCUACCAGUAGAAUGAGAAAGAAGGACAAGGAUCCUAGAAGACAGCUACAUAUCCCUAAAAACAAUCAUGUACUUUUGAUCGUUCUCAAAGCUGUGUAAUAGUUUUAAAUAUCAAUGAAGUCUUUUGCUGCCAAUGAAUCUGUGUUAUUAUUUACUUAGAAAAUUUCUAAGGCAACCAAGCAAUAUCAACAACCAACCCGGGAAGGAUCUACCCGGGCCCAUCCAUGCAAUCAUCUAACUUGGAAAAUUUCUAAGUAUAAAAGCAAACAAAAGCACCCAACCCGAGCAAAGGUUGCCCGGAUCCAUCUGUUCAUUCACUUGGAAAAUUUUCUAAGUACAAACUUAUUAAAGCAAUCAACCCGGGUAGACGUUGCCCGGGUCCAUCCAUUUCAUUUACUUUGAAAUAUUUUCUAAGUACAAACGUAUUAAAGCAAUCAACCCGGGUAGAAGUUGCCCGGGUCCAUCCAUUUCAUUCACUUGGGAAAAUUUUCAGUAAGAAACUAUCCUAAGCAAUCACAAGAAUGGAAAUAUACAAAGCAGACAAAAGCAUUUACAAGCAAGUACGAUAUCCGAUAGAAAGCAAUAAAAACAACCAUCCGCAACCCCGGGCCUACAUUGACCCCGGAUAAACAUCCAAAUCCAACAAAAGCAAAUUCAGAAUUACAAAAGAUCGUUUUAGAGAACAUGAUCAGAAUCGAAGAAGACAAAGACUAAUUAAGCAGGAGGAUCAUCAGCAGGGGGAUCAGUGACAGGAAUCUCUUCGUCCAAGGGUUCAGAUUCAGAAGAAGAAUCCGAGUCCACAUCCUGACCCGGGGCGACAUAAGGUUCAGGCUCCCCUCCACCGGCGGCAAUCUUGUUCUUGGCAGCAAUAUAGAGUUCAGUAAAGCUCUGAGCAUUGGCACCCGGGUCGGUUUUAAUAUGCUUCUCGGCCACAGUCCAGCAGCGCAUGACUUCAGCGGCUGCAGCCUUUGCUAGAGCAUCUGCAUAGGCCCGGGACUUCUGGAACUCGGCUACGACUUUCUCCGGAGCUUUCCGGGUCUCCAAUUCCUUCUUCAAGUCAGCCACUUCUUUCUCCAACCCGGAUGCCUUUUUCUCCGCAUCAUCAGCCCGGGCCUCAACAUCCUUGAUCUUCUGAGCUAACUCGGAUUCCUUCCGGAUCUCAGCUUCCUUAAUCUUGGAACUAACGCUAGCCUCCAAAGCCUCCCGAGCCGAUCUCUCACGAUCUAGAUCCUUGUCCAGCUUCCUGACCCGGGCAAGAGUCUCAGCAGAAAAUUCCCUUUCCUUCUUCAGGCUGUUCAGAGCAUGGGUGUUGAACCCGGCCAACCGACCACCAAGCUGACAAAGAAACAUUAAAACUCGAUCAGCAAAACCAGAAUCAUAAAGCAAGGAAAACAAAGUAAGAAACAAAAGAAGAUCGAUUCCGGGUUAGAAAACCACCUGACCCCACAGGUCCCCUAUGUCUUUGAAAUUCUCUUCAAGACCCUGGUCCUCCAUCACCUCCCAAUCCUGGUCAGACGGGAGCUCCGCCAUCAACCCGAUCACCUUCUUGACCGGGUAUUUCCCAAACUUGUGCGCCGGUCGGGAACCACCCUCGACGUCCACAACCUCCAUCGCAGAUUUAGCCGGAUCUUCGUCCGUCAUAUCAAUCACUUGCUUCUGAGAAGAAGCAGUCUUCGUCUUCUUCCUCUUUGGCUCCAGGACCGGACUCUCCACCUCGAGGGCUUCAGAACCCAACUCCGGAUCCCUCGCCUGCAGUUCUGGAUCAGGGGGUGCACUCGAGUUACC
This is a messenger RNA of Daucus carota subsp. sativus, 7603 nucleotides long. RefSeq lists its product as uncharacterized. Bases 1 to 5829 code for a protein of 1942 amino acids. The transcript has 2 exons. Gene Ontology annotation, biological process: DNA integration. Gene Ontology annotation, molecular function: nucleic acid binding; RNA-DNA hybrid ribonuclease activity. The record is from RefSeq and is a predicted model, not a curated record. Lineage: Eukaryota; Viridiplantae; Streptophyta; Magnoliopsida; Apiales; Apiaceae.